Alexandromys fortis (reed vole) is the source of this 748-nucleotide messenger RNA. It is a transcript of the gene Lypd2, whose product is annotated as LY6/PLAUR domain containing 2. The record is from RefSeq and is a predicted model, not a curated record. The transcript is spliced from 3 exons. Gene Ontology annotation, cellular component: plasma membrane. Bases 81 to 464 code for a protein of 127 amino acids. NCBI's taxonomy places the organism in Eukaryota, Metazoa, Chordata, Mammalia, Rodentia, Cricetidae.
UGCCAACCGGUCAGACCACCACUAUAGGCAUUCGAGCAACCCCACCUGGCAGGCCUCAGUGAGCACUGGGCACUGGGACUAUGAAGGGGACCUGGAUGGUGCUGUUGGUACUGGUAUUGGCCACCUGCGGGGAGCUUGCUAUGGCCUUGAAGUGCUAUACCUGCCAGGAUCCCGUGAGCGCAUCCAACUGUGUCACCAUCACCGCCUGCCACACCAGCGAAACCAUGUGCAAGACCACGCUCUACUCCCGGGAGAUUGUGUUCCCUUUCUUGGGGGACUCCACGGUGACCAAGUCCUGUGCCAGCAAGUGUGAACCCUCAGACGUGGAUGGCAUUGGCCUAACCCGGCCAGUGUCCUGCUGCAAUUCCGAUCUAUGCAACGUGGAUGGAGCACCCACCCUGUACAGUCCUGGUGGCCUGGUCCUUGCCCUGGCACUUACCUUUCUCUUGGAACUCCUGCUGUAAAACCACGGCCAUCUGGCUCUACCCCCUUAACCUUGACAGCCCCAUUCCCUGAUGCCUUAAAGAAGUACAAUGGCCAAUCACAUCAGCCUCUUGAGUCUCCUUUCUGCGUACCGACCUGCCUUCCUACGUCUGACUUCAUCUCCAUCCUUGUUAUUCUCUCCUGUAUCCUAAAGUUUAAAUUGUAAGCAAAGACAGUCAACAGGCCUGGAGCACCCAUGCAGAUCAGGUGAUUGCUAUCUUCUAGGUCUUAGGGCUUGAGGGGAGCUUAACAAGUGGGCAGAGGC